UAUAGCUUCUGUCUAUCCUAGAAAAGAAAGAGAAUACAUAAGAAUUUCAUUUUAUUUCUUAAAAAACAUUUAAUCAUAUAUUAAUUUGAAUGAAGACUACUAUUAUACUAAAUUAAAUCUUUUCAUCAUAUUUCCUAACUUGAAUUUAUACUUUUUCUUCUUUUAAUUAUUUAUUAAACAUGUAAAUAAAAUUUAUAUUCUAGUUACUAUUCAAUCUUAUCAAGCUAAAUAUAACUUCAUUCCAACAAUUCUCAUUAGUGAUAUUCCAUUAUUUUUUCAGUAUGUCGGUGCAUUUUCAUUUGCUCUUGCAUUUUUUAAUGCAGUACCAUGUUAUGGAUUAGAUGGGCAACAUAUAUUAUCAUCAUUAAUUGAAUAUCUUUCACCAAAUUUAUAUCGAAAAUAUCGUUCUCAUUUAACAUUAGGUUUAAUUUUUGGUACAGGUCUUCUUAUUAUUAACGUUUCAUUAGCUUUUGCACGGUAUUUUCUUUAA
Adineta steineri is the source of this 490-nucleotide messenger RNA. NCBI's taxonomy places the organism in Eukaryota, Metazoa, Rotifera, Eurotatoria, Adinetida, Adinetidae. The record is from the annotation of a GenBank genome assembly.